Messenger RNA from Cherax quadricarinatus, 3936 nucleotides. Its product is annotated as streptococcal hemagglutinin-like. Gene Ontology annotation, cellular component: nucleus; transcription regulator complex; histone methyltransferase complex. Gene Ontology annotation, biological process: positive regulation of transcription by RNA polymerase II. Lineage: Eukaryota; Metazoa; Arthropoda; Malacostraca; Decapoda; Parastacidae. The record is from RefSeq and is a predicted model, not a curated record.
UGAUCAGCGCAUGCGUAAACAAGACAUUGCAAAUGGCGGCGAAUGUUAUUGUUUAAUGGAGUCUGUAAUAUUUCACAAUCAUGCUUGGAUUUACCUCUAUAACAGGUAAGAUGCGUCCAAGUGAUGGUGUAAGAAAGCGAGUUUAGUAUCUCAAGAACACAUUACAGUGCAAAUGGACGGUUAAAAGUGGCUAGUGAGUGAAAAAAUCAUUUUUCACAAAAUGGUGUUUGGAACGAGUGACGUUCGCUUGGCCAUAGCUAAGACCGAAACUCAUGGCGUUUUUGCUAGAAUAACCUGCUAACGCUUGGCCAAGUCAGUGAAAACUCGAGUUAACCGCGACGCUGGGAUCUAAGUGUCAGUCGUUGUUAGCAAGUGAAGUGUUAAAUGUGAUGAUGGGGAGAAAGAAAAGUGGUUGAAAAUACGGCGGUAUCGGCGGCUUGAGGCCGUCCCUGGGCCCAGGCCCUCAACAAUUCACCACCAUCGGGAUUUACGCAAUAUUUCCACUUACCUGGACACGCCUACUUCGCCAAUGACAUGGAUGGGGAUAGUGAUGGGGGUGGCAGGUGUGGUGGUGGGAGAGGAGAGCUGAUUGAGGCAGUUCUCACCUGCGAGGGUAACAUUUGUGACCCAGAACUCCCGAAGAAACUCACCCACCUGGUACAUGUCCUCAAACAUGUCACCCAAAGUGACUCAACCUGGUUUGUGCGAAAAGUUGAGCCAUGGAACAGUGUACGAGUGACAUUCUCCAUCCCACGAGAAGCUGCCGUACGUCUACAUCAGCUGGCACAGGCAGGAGAUCAAGCACUGCGGCAGCUGGGUAUUCUUUCUGUCCAAGUAGAAGGGGACCAGGUGAUUUCACUAAAGGUGGCUGGUCCCAAUAACGAGUCAACAGAAAUUGUACUGCGGACAGAUGGAGGAACCAGUGAUGGUGCGGGACCAUCCAGUGUUGCAAGAUCAGUUACAACAGCAUUGGGAGGGGCUGGACUCAUGCCUGGUGCUGCACAAGCUGUGGACAUUGCAGCAAAUCCAGCAUUUCGUAGCCCAAAUGUGGUGGCUCCCCCUGGGGAUAGUAUUCCUAUGACUCCACGCCCCAUGGCCCAGAUAAGACCACCUUUUCCAUAUGCCAGUAUGAACCGUGCUGCACAAACCAUGCAGGGUCGGGAAUUGCAGCAUCAGUCAUCGACUGUGGCAGGACCAAUGGGCCUCACUGUGACUAGUGCUGCUCCACGCCCAGUGUAUAAUCCUCCUCCACCCUAUCCUAGCCUUGAGCCAUCCCAUCUGCGUGCUCCUGGGGUUCCUGUGCAGAGACCAUCUGUACCACAAAUAAAUGGAACUCAGUAUGUGCCAGGCCAGGUUAGUGUUGGCAGCAGCAUAGCACAACCGGGGACUCAAGUGAUGCCUUCUGUUGUGCAAGCCAGUUCAAAUCAACCAAUUAGUGGGGUUUUCCCAGUGUCAGUGACUCAGACAGUGAAUAAUAGAGUACACACACAGGUAGUGAAAGGUAGCCAAAGGACAGGAGGGAGUGUGCUAAAGAACAGUCCUCUUUUGGUAGAUUUGUUACGGCAACCUGAUCACCAGCCGGGAGUUGGUGUUAGCAAGGCCAAGGUGGUUAUUGGUGGAUCACCACAUGGCUCACCUGCUCCUACAUCUCCUUCAUCUCGUUCUACAACUUCAACGCCCUCAUCUGACUCCUUACCCCACACGCCCCUCACCAACCUACCUCUACCUGCAGUGCCGGCACUUUCACCGCCUCCCACCAGCUCUGCAACUUACAGUGCUACUGUAACUGCUUCAAGUUUGACUGGAUCAACCUUGUCUACACAGUUCAGCACAGGGUUUAGUGGAGUUCAUACUCACCAGCAGGUCUAUUCUGGUGGGUCAGUUAUCACUAGUACUGUCUCACCUCAUCCCAGACUACCUAGCAGUGUUAGUAGUGGCUUGCAGCAACAUCCGCAGGCCACGGGACAACCACCACCACCAGGACCAAGAGCGCCUUACAAUACAGAACAGCGUUGCAUGACUAUAGGGAACAGCCAAAAUAUUCAUCCUAGGAUGCCUUUACUAACCUCUGGUCACUCGAGUGUUUUGGGCGAAUCGCGUGCAGUCCCUCCUUCACCGCCUCAACCUGUGCCUGGUGCCAAGGAGAGUCAGUACCUGAUCAACCCUAAUACUGGGCUGUUGGAACCAAGGCCAAGUGAAAGCUCAGACUCUGACUCAGAGGUUAGACCAACAGUGACUGAAGAAAUUCAUUCAAAUUCUCUUGUAUCUGAUGAAGAAUCUAACAUAAGUGCAACUUCAAAGAAAGAAACUGAUCAGUCAGAUUCUGAAACUUCUAGAAUGUCGGUGCUCAGUGUUGAAUCGAGAAAGACCGUGAUAAGUCAGGAUCGAUCAAAAUCUCACGAUAGAGAUACCAGUCCAGGAUCAUCAAGGGAGAACAGUGUAGUUAGUUCUGCUAGUACGGGGGAAUCUAUCAGAUUAAAACUUACAAUUGGGAGAGAAGCAGUGGCACAAGCUACUUUUGUUCCAAGAGUGAAAAAAGGUGACCGUAAGGAAAUUUCUAACUCAAGUUUAGGUUCACAGUCGGUAAGCGAGCCAAGAAUACCAAAAUUGCAUAUUAACUUAAAAUCUAGACAAGCAGUUAUUGUUAAUCCUCUUGGGGAUGGAGAUGGUCAAAGAAGUCAAGAGAAAGAUGGCUGUAAAGAGGAUAAAAAUAAGAGGAGGAGUUACAGAAACAAAUCGCGAAGUAGUGAAUCUGACAGUGACAGUGGAAAAAGAGGGUUUAAGUUCAAAAGUAGUAAAGACAGAGGAGGGGGGGUAGAGAGUAAUUCUGUGCUGAAAACUGUUGAUGGUAAAAAACUUAAGGUUGAUGUGGAGGAGGAGGAAGCUUCUUUGAAAAUGAAAUUCAAGGAAGGCUUGGAGGGCAGGUUAAAAGCUCCAAGAACUUUAGAAGAUGGUCGUUUGUCUGUGAUGAAAUCAGAAAGUUCUAAAAUUUCAAAACCUGAAAAGUUGCGAGCAAGACUGAAAACUAAAACGCCCAUCAGAAAAGUUGGAGACUUGAAUAGUGUAGGUGAAAUUGCUAGUCACAAAAUUUUAGAGACAUUGCCCCCUAGCAUCACCAAAGUGGCAGCUUUACAUACGCAGCAGCCACACAUAAAUCCCUCCUCAUCCUCCAGCCAAUCCUCGGUGAUACCUUCUUGUCUUGGAUCAACAUUAUCAUCAAUGCCUGGUUCUACUACUACACAAACUGCUGGAGAACUGUUUAAAGUAGAACUUGAAAAAAGAGGGAGUGAAAUAAUAAGAAAAUCAGAUUUUAAAAGUGAUAUUGAAAAGAAAAGUGAUAGCCUAAUGAGUAGAUUACGUGCGAACAAUCUAUCAAAUUUACUAAAUGGAGAUUUGACUCAUGGAGAAAAGUUGUCAUUGGGUCGUGUGCGACAAAAAACGACAGGUGUUGGUCAGCAUCAGGCAGAUGGACCAAGUAGUAGCAAGGUGACAAUCAAGAGAAAAGGCUCAGGGGAAAUGCACACUCUUGAGUCCCUUAAGAAGGAUCUUCCUGAAGGCCUGGGCAACAUCCCCAAGUACCUGAAUUCUUCAGUGAUGAUCAAUAAGGUCUCACACUCACCGGAGAAGUUGCCCUCCCUUCGUCAUGAAGAUUCUAAUGAAAAAGGUGUUAAGAAAUUGGAUGUUCUUAAGCAUACUGUGUGUACAGAUUUAGCAAGCUUAAAAGCAAAUUCUGAUAUCACCAUCCACAGUGUGACUAAGAAUGAAACAUUGAGUUAUAGUAAAUCCAGUGAUGGUGAGAGUAGGAGCCCAAAUAAAUGUAAAAGUGAAGUGACCAAAGUGGGGAGAGUGACUCACUUGGAUGUGAAUGAUAGAAAAGCAUUGCAGGAGGCACUCAAGAGCUCGCAGAGCUCUAACAAAAAAAAAAAAAUAUACUAA